Notothenia coriiceps (black rockcod) is the source of this 2528-nucleotide messenger RNA. It is a transcript of the gene stk16, whose product is annotated as serine/threonine kinase 16. The coding region runs from base 119 to 1036 and encodes 305 amino acids. Gene Ontology annotation, biological process: protein phosphorylation. Lineage: Eukaryota; Metazoa; Chordata; Actinopteri; Perciformes; Nototheniidae. The record is from RefSeq and is a predicted model, not a curated record. Gene Ontology annotation, molecular function: protein serine/threonine kinase activity; ATP binding. The transcript is spliced from 8 exons. Gene Ontology annotation, cellular component: Golgi apparatus; cytoplasm.
CCUGGUUUAAAAGGGCUGAAGAAGAAGAUGGAGGAGGAGAUAUGACAGUAAGCUAAUUUGGUAAACAGACAGCUAGCUGGCCCUUAAAAGCUUGGCGUUAAAUAAUGUACCAGUCAAGAUGGGGCAGACCCUGUGUAUUUGCUCCCGUGGCUCCAUCACCAUUGAUAACAAAAAAUAUUACUUUGUUCAGAAACUAGACGAAGGGGGGUUCAGUUAUGUUGACCUGGUAGAGGGGGCAAAGGACGGGCGCUUCUAUGCCCUGAAGAAGAUCCUGUGCCAUGACCGUGAAGGCCGCCAGGAGGCGCAGACAGAGAUGGAGAUGCAUCAGAUUUUUAAUCACCCCAACAUUUUAAGCAUAGUUGCGCACACCUUUGUUGACCGUGGAGGCAAGACUGAAGCCUGGUUACUGCUGCCCUAUAUUGGAAAAGGCAGCCUGUGGUCUGUUUUGGAGAAGUUACGUGACAAGAGGAGCUUAAUGUCUGAAAAACAGAUUUUGCAAAUCUUCCGUGGCAUCUGCUCUGGACUCAAGGCCAUGCAUGAAAAAGGCUAUGCACACAGAGACCUGAAGCCGACAAAUGUGCUUCUGGAUGAGGACGAUAGGCCGCUUCUGAUGGACCUGGGCUCCAUGAACCGUGCUAGGAUUGAGGUUCGAGGAACCAGAGAAGCCAUGACCAUACAGGACUGGGCAGCGCAGCGGUGCACCAUCUCCUACAGGGCUCCUGAACUCUUCAAUGUAGAGAGCCACUGCAUUAUAGAUGAGCGAACUGAUAUCUGGUCACUGGGCUGUGUGCUUUACUGCAUGAUGAUGUUGGAGGGGCCGUAUGACAUGGUAUUUCAGAAGGGGGACAGCGUGGCCCUGGCUGUCCAGAAUCCAGUGACCAUCCCAGAGUCGUGCAGUUACUCGGGGAGCCUAAAGAUGCUGCUGAGCUCCAUAAUGAUGUCCAAUCCGCAGGAGAGACCAAACAUCCACUGGGUUCUGGACCAGGUACAGGAUCUGCAGAGCUGCAGCCCCAACACGCAAACCAACAUGGUGUGAACAUGCAUGGUGAACUGGACGUGGGUGUCAUGGAAACCUUUGCACACACACAAAUGAACGUAUUUUAUUUUUAGCUUGAAGAUCUUUUCUUUUUAUUUAUUGACUUGAGUAUAAAAGUUAAGGUGCUGACUUUCACUCAGCAUGGGGAGCUUGGCAACAGUUUUAGCGUUCAGUUUGAAUCCUAAGAUCCAGCCUGCCUCUCACAGGCGGCUCCUGUAGUGAUAGACCUGAUCUGAAGAAUCUGAAGGGACUUACAUGUGUUUUCAAGCUGCAAUAUAAUGCUCUUGGCAAGGUAGAAAGGUUGCUUCUAAUUUAAAGCAGCUUUUCCGUAUAAUUUUAAAGGGAUAGUUCGACAUUGUGCAAAAAUUGCUCUUCCGAGAUUUGCAUGAUCGGAUAGAAACCGCUCUCAUAUCUGUCCGCUAAAUUUAAAUCUGGAGCCAGUCUGUUAGCUUAGCUUUGCAUAAAGACUGGAAAGAGGGGGGGACAGCUAGCCUGAUGCUGUCUAAAAGUUACAAAUCUGCGGACAAGAACUUUACAAACUCUUCAUGUAAUAUAGUGUUUGUUUAAUCUGUACAAAAACAAAGUGAAAAUAAUAAUAAUAAUAACAACAACAACAAUAAAGGGGUUGUUGUAUACUUACCACAGGACAUAGCGUGGUGAGCUUUAGAUGUGCUGGUAUGCCAGAUUUCGAUAACUUUAGAUUAAUCGAGGAUAGCUGUUACCAUCUGUUUUCAGUGUCUAUGCUAAAUUUAGCCUAUCCAAUUACGCUAAUUUCUAAAUAUUAUUUAAAAAAGUUUGUGUCUUAAGUUUGUGUAUUUAAUAGGAAAAAGGGAUGACAUUAAAGCUUUGCCAAACUGUCCGGUGGAUGGGUUUUUAUGUAUCUUGAUUUCAUUCCCUACCGAGAAGGAAACCUUCCACUUCCUUUUAUUUUUGUAAUCUUAAUUCCUGAGUGUUUAUUGUGUGUAAAAUCUUGUUACGCUUGUGUGCUGUAGUCACAAAUAUACUACUUGGCCUUCAGCUUUUCUCCUCACUUUCACUCGUACUGUUUGUUUGUAAUGAGGGAAAGGUUAGAGGCAGAAUGCUCCUCACCUGCAAUGCUGCAUUUAAACACACAGUGGUGCUCCUCCAUCACGGCUCCACAUGUUGACAUGAAGAUGUUUCUGUCUGUACAGCUGAUGAUGUGUGAAGAGGCUCUUUUGUAAAACUCAACAAAGAGUGUCUGCGUACGGGUCAGGUGUUACUGUGACUGUACUUUCACGAUAGAGAAUGAACUUUUAAUCACUUUAAGGAAUUUCAUUUUUUUUUGUAUUGGUCAUAUCCACCAUUGCAGUUUAACCUUCACUUUUCACUGUAUUGUUUUAAAAAAAAAAGAAGUGUUUUCAUUUCUGCUCUACUUGUGGUGAAUUCUGAUUUUCCUGUCAUGUGUGAAUGAGGUCUCACUAUUUUGUUCUCUCAGGGUUUACCCAUAUUAUUAAAGGUCUGAAGUAGUCAA